UUGUUGAGUAAUGAAUUUGUACGGUAUAAACGUAUGACCUUCUGUCACUUGAAUUUGUUGCUUGGGAAUUGUAUUGAGGGGACGAAUGAAGGAAACAAGGAAUAAAGAAGGAGUCUAGCGCAAGCGUUCAAUCAGUACAGACGUUCCUCUCUCUACCAGUUGAGAAAUUCACUAACUAAAACAUUAUGGUCCUUCGUAGAACCGGAUAGAAUUGGCUAUCGAGAUAACGACAAUUCGUUGCACACGGGUGCAUUAGUGGCAGUGUAUUGUGCGUUUGCUGUUUCGAUACUCGUAGAGAGAUUGAGGAAGUGUGCAUAACGGCAGUGUAUUGUUCGCGCGAGUGUCACAGUGUGAGUUGGACACUAGGACAUUCAGUGUGCGUGUAAAAUAGCUGUGCGCGUUCGGACAGGCUCAUACUUGAGCAUACGCAUGCGUUAGAUCGUGCACUUCACAAGUGGCUUAAUUGUGAAGUCCAGAUACGCAACAUUUGGUGCAUCGAGCGUUCAAAGUGUAGAACGUUUUCGGUGAGAAGUGUUGUGUAGCUUCAGUGCGGGAGUGCAAGUGUCCCCACAAACCGAGUACCUGACUUCCAAUUCGUGGAACGUCGUUGGUGGUAUCGUUUGUUCCAGUGUAGGUGCGCAAGUUACCUACACACGCACAUCGAGCGUUUUCAAUCUGUGGAAACGUGGUCGGUGCGAUACAUUAUUGUGUGUCGUCGAACCGCUGCCGUUCGAAUUCACAAGAAAUUACCAGUGCAGGUUUGCAAGUUCCUGUACAAAGCAUAUCGAACGUUUUCAAUACGUGGAAACGUGGUCGGUGCCAGUUAUUGUUUCUGACGGUCAAGCCUCAGUCUUUUGGACGCUUGUUGAACAAUACAUUGUUCAAGUGUUAGUGAACAUUGAAUUCAAAGUUGUAUGUUUCAAGUGUAGGUGAGCAAGUUCCCUAUACACGUACAUCGAACGUUUUCAAUCUGUGGAAACGCGGUCGGUACGGUAUCUUUUUGCUUGUGAUCGAUCAUCAGUCGUUCGAAUACGCAAGAAGUGUUUUCAGUGCAAGGAGGCAAGUUCCCUGCUUAAGGCAUAUCGAACGUUUUAAUUCGUGGAAAACGUGGUCGGUGCUAACAAACGUAUUGUGAACAAUACGGUUCGCGCGCGUGAUUCAAACGGAGUGAGCGUGUGCGCGAGUGAACAAUUCUCUCUUCUCGGGUAAAGCAAAGUUCCGCGUGUGUUAAUCCGAGUGUGUGCGUGUGUGAGUGUAUGCGAAGAAUACGAUCCGCGCGUGUUAAUCCGGGUGUGUGCGUGAGUGUGCGAACAAUAAAACCGCGUGGUUUGAACUAAUUCUACGGGUAGUGUACGGGACAAAUUGAACUAUUUUACGAACAUUCAGUGUUGUGAAAAGUGUUUUUUGUUACAAGUGAAAAUGCCUGGUUCACCAGUUCCAACGACGUCGGCGGCGUUUGAGGAACAAGACGCAUCGCAUCGUGUAUCACAUGUGCAAGCUGCAUCAGACAGCGAUCAUGGCCAAGCCAAUCCAAUACUGAGGGCAGCCGUGGCAAGAGAAGCUUCGGAGAGUGAGUUUGAAGGUUUUGAAUCAGUAAAUUCAAGUCCUACUUUUCCAACAGCAGCAAUGCUGGCGGAGAAAAGAAAGCGAAUGCGUCAGCAUUUCGACCAAAGGCUGGACCGCAUUGAUCAAGCACUACAGCAUGCAACAAGAGCGGAUGCCGCUUUUCUGAAAGGAUGUGCGUCACGCUUGUCGAUGCUAUCCACGGAAUAUGAAACAUGGCACACCAACAAUUUGGUUUCUUCUUCCAAUGCACAGUUCGAACAAGAAGAAGAAGAGUACGCCUCUUUCGAGAACCGCCAUUUUGAGCUUUCAUUGGUAAUUGAAAGAAACUUGUCAUCAAGUGUAGUUUCCACACCAACACGCGAUACCAUGCCACACACAAAACUUCCCGAAAUGCGCUUGCCAACUUUUGAUGGAAAGAUGGAAGAUUGGUUACCGUUUCGAGAUGCCUUUCUCAGUCUUAUUGAUCGCAAUAAGAAUUUAGCCGACGUAGACAAGCUACGAUACUUAAAAGGCUCUCUUCAAAGGGAUGCUCUUAACGUAGUAGGAGACAUCGAAAUCACCGACGCAAAUUAUUCUGUUGCCUGGGAAGUAUUGAAAUCGCGAUUCGAAAACAAAAAGCUAGUGGUGAAACGAUAUCUUGAUGGAUUAUUUGCGAUACCACACAUGAAAAAGGAAUCAUACGAAUCACUGAUUUCUUUAAUUGACAGUUUUGAGCGUGGUGUUAAAAUGACGACUAGAAUGGGAGUGGCCACGGAAGGAUGGAGCGUGCUCUUAGCUCACAUGGUCUGCUCUAAAUUAGACCUGGCCACACUUAAACAAUGGGAAAUACAUCAUAGCUCAACCAAUGUUCCCACGUAUGACGAGAUCAUGAAAUUCCUUCGCAGCCAAGCAACUGUUUUGCAAGCCAUGGCUCCAGACAGGAAUCGAACAAGUGAAGCAACAACAGCUGGAGGCAGAAUGAAAACCCGCAACGAAGUGUACAGCGUGGUUAAGCCGGCCACAAAGGUUUGUUCAUUCUGCAAAAGGGCUUCACAUGCUGCGUACCUGUGCGAAGUGUUUCGAAAUGCAUCUGUGGAAAAGCGACACGAGCUAGUGAGGAACGGACAGUUGUGUUUCAACUGUUUGUCGGCGGGUCAUCAGCGAAAGGAUUGUUCGUCCGGAUCUUGCCGUGUAUGUCAGCGAAAUCAUCAUACGAUGCUUCACAAACCGAAUUCUCCAAUUGAUCAGUCGUCAUUAGCAUCAGCGUCAUCACUGCCGUCUACAUCAAAUGCAGAAGCAGCUACACCGGCUUCUAUUGUUCAACAUUGUGCGCGCAACAAUUUCGAAAAAAUAAUCCUGUUACCAACAGCAAUGGUACAAGUAGUGAAUGUUGACGGAACACGUAUCUGGGCUCGAGCUUUACUGGAUGGAGGUUCACAGAUCAACAUUGUUACGGAACGAUUGGUACAGCUGUUGAGAGUCCAGAAGAGGAACGAGCAUCAUCUGCUUGGUGGAAUAGGGAAGGCACAGCAUUCGUCUCAUCAUUCUGUGAGCCUUGCUAUCCACUCUCACUGCUCUACCUUCAAGGCAAGCUGGAAGUUCCAUGUGCUGCGAGAAGUGACGUGGGACCAGCCAGCACAUGCAGUCAAUCCGGAAGGAUUGAACCUACCGAAGGGAGUGACGUUGGCGGAUCCUCAUUUCUAUGAGCCAGGGCCAAUUGAUCUACUUAUUGGGCGAGAAGGUUACAACGAUCUACUUUUGGGUAACAUUCUUCGGUUGAAUAGCCCAAAACUACUACUGCAAAACACGGAGCUGGGUUGGAUUGUCUCAGGUCAGGUAAGCCAAGGUCUAACACACUCUUCCUUAGUGCUCAACGUCAUGACGCUGAAUGACCAACUAAGCCGGUUUUGGGAACUGGAAGGCUGCUACUCCCCUGCGAUGUUAUCCGUCGAGGAAGCUGAGUGUGAGGCAGCAUUUGUACAAACAACUUCACGAGACCACGAAGGCCGUUUCGUGGUAGCCUUACCAACGCGUACUGAAAGGCUUAAUCAACUAGGUGACUCUUAUGAAGCUGCAUCACGGCGGCUACAAUCGCUCUGUAGGCGAUUAAAUAUCGACUCGAAAUUGAAGCAGGAAUAUUCUAAAUUCCUACAGGAGUAUCUCGAUCUAGGACACAUGGAAGAAAUUCCAUCUGACCGCCAUGACAAUGGAAAGACAUAUUACAUGCCGCAUCAUUGUGUAGUACGACCCGACAGCCUCACGACUAAGCUAAGAGUCGUAUUUGAUGCAUCCAGUUCUACUGAUACAGGGGUAUCCCUCAACGAUGCACUGAUGGUGGGACCUUCAGUGCAAGAUGAUCUUUUGUCGUUGUUACUCCGAUUUAGAGUACCCAGAUUUGCGAUUUUGGCUGACAUUGAAAAAAUGUAUCGCCAAAUUUGGGUGAAGGAAUCCGAUCGUCCACUUCAACGCAUCCUGUGGAAAGAAUCUGCUGAUGAUAGAAUUCGCAUCUAUCAGCUGAAAACCGUUACGUACGGCACAGCCUGCGCACCUUACUUGGCCACCCGUUGUCUGCAAGCGUUGGCUAAGGAAGGAGAAACAAGAUAUCCCAGGGCAUCCAAGGUCCUCGAGCAAGAUAUUUACAUGGAUGACAUGAUCACCGGUGUGGAAUCUGUUGAAGAUGGCCGGAUUAUUUGCAGCGAAAUAAAUCAGCUUCUACAAUCGGCAGGAUUUCACCUGCGCAAAUGGGCUUCAAACUCGUCUGAGUUACUGGAGCAAAUACCAGCUGAACUACAAAUCGAGGGAGAUGUUUUGAACAUCGAUCGCAGCACAUCCAUCAAGGCUUUGGGUUUAAGAUGGAUGCCAUCAUCGGACCAGCUAGGGUUUAGUGUGCCUGGUUGGAAGGAAUCAGAAAUCAUCACCAAACGCAUUGCGUUAUCAGACGCAGCUAAGUUGUUCGAUCCUCUUGGACUGUUAGGACCAGUCAUUGUAGUAGCAAAGUGUUUCAUGCAGGAGCUCUGGAAGAACGAAAAUACCUGGGAUGAACCUUUGGAGUCUGAACGGCAACAAUUCUGGUUGCGCUUCAGAGAACAACUCGCUGAUCUGACUAGCUUGACAAUUCCACGACGAGCAAUUGGUGGAACAGUGCGAAUUGAAGCUCACGGAUUUAGUGAUGCUUCCCUACGGGCUUAUGGCGCCUGUAUCUACAUACGAGCAGAAUCGUCCGAUGGCCAAGUCUCAGUACGGUUGUUAUGUGCUAAGUCAAAGGUGGCACCGAUACCUAAUACCAAACGGAAGAAAAACGUGUCCCUUCCACGGCUCGAGUUGUCGGGAGCGUUGUUACUAUCACACUUAUGGCAGAAGGUGAAGCAAGGGGUGAAAUUGGAGCUUAAAAUCAACUUCUGGGUUGAUUCGACGAUAGUUCUUCAUUGGCUUUCAAGCAGUCCUUCCCGUUGGAAACAGUUCGUUGCGAACCGAGUUGCGGAAAUCCAGCACCAAACCUACAAGAUGCCUUGGAGUUAUGUGGCCAGCGAGCACAAUCCAGCUGACAUUAUUUCCAGGGGAAUGAUGCCUUUGCAGCUCAUGGAUUCCCAACUUUGGUGGCAAGGGCCCUCAUGGUUGCAUCUUCCAAGUCAAGCUUGGCCUACGAACAAACCCAAUACUGAAAUUUCCUCGGAAGAUUUGGAAGAGCGAUCGAUUGUAGCCACAUCUCAACAGGUACCGCCAAAUUUUCUAUUCGAUCUUUCUUCAUCUUACGAAAAAUUGGUGCGACUUACGGCAUAUCUGCUGCGAUUCAUGUACAAUUGUCAACCGACACACCGCGGAAAUCUACGAAAGGGGUUUCUAAAAAUAGAUGAAUUAGUGUCAGCGUCUCUAACGCUCGUUCGUCUGGCCCAACAAGAAACCUUUGUUGAGGAGCUUCGGGAUGUUCGUCAAACUGGAGCGGUCAAGCCGAACUCAAAACUGAAAACGCUAACACCUAUUCUGAAAGAGGGUAUCCUACGUGUGGGUGGUCGUUUGCGAAACGCGCCUGUUUCGUAUGAAUGCAAACAUCCGAUAAUUUUAGCGUUUUCUCACCCAUUGACCCUACUGAUUGCGCGUUCUUAUCAUCGACAAUAUCUGCAUGCGGGACAACAAGAGCUCAUAUCUAGCCUGCGUGAGAGAUUCUGGCCCCUUCGCGUACGCAACCUGGCACGAAAGGUCGUAUAUGAGUGUGUAAGUUGUUUCCGAUCCAAACCAACAACGGCAGAGCAAAUCAUGGGAGAUUUGCCCAGCGAACGCGUAAACCCAGUUCUCCCAUUCUACAACACUGGUGUGGAUCUGUGUGGUCCAUUAUUCUAUAGACAAACCAACAAGAAGGCUGCUCCAAUCAAAUGCUAUGUUGCUGUUUUCGUCUGUCUUGUGAUCAAGGCAGUACAUGUGGAGCUUAUUGCCGAUUUGUCUACUCCAGCCUUCAUUUCUACAUUGAAGCGUUUCAUAGCUCGUCGCGGUAAACCAUCCGUAAUCCAGUGCGACAACGCCAAAAAUUUCCGGGGAGCUGAUCGAGCGCUCAAGGAGAUGUAUGAGCUGUUCCAGAAACAACAACAUCAGGAUGCUGUUACAACUUACUGCGGAACGGAAGGGAUCACCUUCAACUUCAUCCCUCCGCGGUCACCCCAUUUCGGUGGGAUCUGGGAGGCCGCAGUGAAGUCGCUGAAACGGCAUCUCAAGGCUACGAUAGGAUCCAGUAUCUUGCGGCGAGACGACCUGGAAACUAUCUUAGUUCAAGUGGAGGCUUGUUUGAACUCGCGACCGUUAACUGCACUUUCCAACGAUCCAGAGGACCUGGAAAUUCUGACACCGGGUCAUUUUUUGAUUCAACGGGCGCUUACAUCGGUCCCUGAGCCAUCUUAUGCUGAGAUUCCAGGCAACCGCCUGGACCGCUAUCAACAAUUGCAGGAGUAUGUUCGGCGGAUUUGGAAGCGAUGGAAUCGAGACUACUUGUCUGGUUUGCAUCCGCGUACCCGGUGGACUUCAAGGCGAGACAACGUUCGGGAGGGCACUAUGGUCCUGCUGAAGGAGGACAACCUUCCCCCUCUCAAAUGGCGCUUCGGCCGAGUGCUGAAGAUUUAUCCUGGUGAUGACGGCUUGGUUCGAGUGGUUGAUGUGAAAACGAAGGAUGGAAUUUACAGAAGAGCCAUCACCAAGAUCUGUAUACUGCCCGGACAGAAGGAAGAAAGAGAGGUUUCGUAAUAAGGGUUGAAAGCUACCUUUCAACGGGGGGCGGCUAUGUUGAGUAAUGAAUUUGUACGGUAUAAACGUAUGACCUUCUGUCACUUGAAUUUGUUGCUUGGGAAUUGUAUUGAGGGGACGAAUGAAGGAAACAAGGAAUAAAGAAGGAGUCUAGCGCAAGCGUUCAAUCAGUACAGACGUUCUUCUCUCUACCAGUUGAGAAAUUCACUAACUAAAACAAUAGUUAUAUGCGUGGAACACAAAUACAGGUGCGACAUCACUGCACA
Molecule: messenger RNA, 7040 nt
Organism: Anopheles coluzzii
Lineage: Eukaryota; Metazoa; Arthropoda; Insecta; Diptera; Culicidae
Exons: 2
Coding region: 1420-6774 (1784 amino acids)
Biological process (GO): DNA integration
Molecular function (GO): zinc ion binding; nucleic acid binding
Source: RefSeq, a predicted model, not a curated record